This is a messenger RNA of Vicia faba (fava bean), 492 nucleotides long. Lineage: Eukaryota; Viridiplantae; Streptophyta; Magnoliopsida; Fabales; Fabaceae. The record is from the annotation of a GenBank genome assembly.
AUGUUUAACAAGCUCUCUGUAGAGAGCUAUCAAAUUCCGUGGCUGAUUUGGAUUCAACUAAUUGUUCUCUUUCUCCUGUUUGCGAUCUUCUAUUGUUUCACAAUCUCUGACGAUGACGGCGCCACCGCCUCCAUCUCGCCGGAAACUUCCUCCGUCUCGGCUAAAAGCUUCCGUUUCGAGGAGAUUCAACGGGUUGAGAAACCACUGUUAACAGCGGAUAAUGACUCAAUUACCCCUGUUUCAACUAACGGUCAACAUCGCGAUAUUACGCUCAAGCAGGGUGGGCAGAACCUAAGUAUUGAAGGCGAGAUAGAAACGUGUUCAAGCAUUACAAGUGAAGAGCUUUUGGAGGAGGAGGAGUCAACACUGAGUUCCCACCCUUGCAAUUUUUUUCAAGUAGCCACACUAGCAUUUCUUAAAUGUUUUGGUCUAGAUGAUUCCACGUUUGGUUCUUCAUCACAACAAAAACGUAGAAAAAGAAAAGAAAGUUGA